ACCGCAGACCAACUUUAUUUUGGAAAGCGACGGACGUGAUAGGGUGAACGCAACCACUCGACUGGGAACGACCGGGAGAAGGAUUAACCGUGACACCAUUAUGGAGGAGAUCGCCGGAAGCUCCGAACCCCAGGCAGAGCCUGAGGCCGAGGAACCAGAGAAAGUCUAUGGGAAGCCUAGGGAAGAGGAGCCUGCGGACAAGGUUACCGCCGCUAAGAAGAAGUUUAGGUAUAAAAUCCCGAUCUUAACCUUGCCUGAGUUCGACGACACCAUUAGCAAGUUACUAGGAACCAUGGUGUCGGUGUCUUUUCAGACCAUGCUGCAGGCUAGCCCUAGGUUGCUCAAAGGGUUUAGACAACUGUUGACUCGGAGGCGAGUAGAAAUAGGCGACAACCCCGAAUUACCGGAGGGGGAAAGGGAGGAGGAAGCUCCGCAAGAAGUGGCUAACCUUCAGAGGAGUCGCGGGGACUUGGAGGAUCUCGAAAAAGCUUUUGCAGAUAUCCGCUUGAGAUUGCCCGGCCGAGAGGGCGGCGAAGUCAUGAGGUCACCACCCGGGACAAAGCUUAGCUUUCAUGCACUGCCCGUAGGAAAGCUGAAAGUCCAGAUCAGGAGUCAUCAUACCGACGCAUUAGUAGACGGGGGAGCGAAAAUCACUCUCAUAAGAAGAGACUUCACGACGAUCACGGGAUGUACGGUAAACAAGAAAGUAACAGGGAGCAUCCGGGGAGUUGGCGGGGAAAUCUCGUUCGCUGGGAGAAGUAACAGACCUCCUUCAAGCAAAGAUGGACUCCUUCGUUGCGGAGCCUACAGCGUCGCCAUACGUAAACCGGUGGUUCGCUUUCGGAAGCCUAACAAGACACUAAGGUGGAUUCAGCACCUGCAGAAGUUGAAUGCGGUAACCAUCUGGGAUGCUGGCUCGCUACCUCAGGCUGACUUAUUAGCAGAAUUGCACGCCAGUCGGAGCAUUUACUCCCUAAUAAAUUUGUACUCAGGGUACGACCAGCUUCCAUUGGAUGUUCGGGACAGGCCAUACACCGCUAUGCACACCCCCGUAGGCCAGCUACAGAUGCAAGUGACCCCUAUGGGAUUCACCAACGUGGUGGCCGAAGCGCAACGCAGGAUGCUUGUCGUGGCUGGGGACAUGUUCCCAGAAAAAUGUGAGCCCUACAUCGAUGACAAUCCGAUCAAAGGCACGCAGGCGAAGGACGAGACGGAAGUCCAGCCGGGGAGCCGACGUUUUGUGUGGGACCACCUGCAGGACAUCAAGGGCUUACUCCACCGGUUCCUAGUAUACAACAUUACGGCUAGUGGACCGAAGAGUAUCCUAGCAGUACCGGAGGUAACUAUAUUAGGAUUUCGUUGCGGUGUUUACGGCAAGAAGCCGGAUCCGGCAAAAACCGACAAGAUAUCACAGUGGCCGACACCACUGCGCACGACGAUGGAGGUAAGGGCAUUCCUAGGCGUAGUCGACUUUUGGAGGAUCUUCAUUAAGAACUUUGCCAACAUUGUUGAGCCUAUCCGGGCUAUGAUCAGGGAAGAAGGAACUAUGGAUUGGACGGAGGAGCGAGAAGGGGCUGUCCAAAGGCUCAAGGACAUAUUGACAUCUGAGACAGUCGCCAUGUCCGCACCUUGUUUUAAUGACGAAGUGGGACGACCCUUCAUCUUAGAGACGGAUGAGGGACCUUUGGCCGUAAGAGGUGUGUUGAUUCAAAGGGAUGAGGGAGGAAAAAAGAGGCUGAUUAGGUUCGAAAGUAGAACCCUGAACUCCGCAGAACGGCGGUACUCGCAAUUCCAGAAGGAAGUCCUAGCCAUCCUGCAUUGCGCUAAGACCUUCCAGGCCUACCUAUUUGGGAGGCGGUUCAUCUUAAGGAUCGAUCCGACGAAUGUCGCAGGGGCUCUAAAGAAUUACAGGCCUAUAGAUCCGACGGUAGGGAGCUGGGUAGGAUUCAUCUGGCAGUUCGAUUACAAAAUCGAACGGAUUGCUGGAAUCCGCAACAAGGCAGAUGGGCUGAGUCGGGUUUGCAUCACUCCCGAAGGGUUCGACGAUGCAGAGCCCAUAGACGCAUUCCUCGAAUACGAAGGAGGGACUCUCGCGGUGGGCACAUCGGGAGAACUAUUGAUCCAGACUUUGGAGAAGAGGGCACCUGCCGUAGUAGCAGAACUUACAGAAGGACCAGUUACCACUCGAGGACGAAGAGAAGAAAAUGACUCAUGGGGACCGAAAGAGGAACUAAUGGCAAUGGCGGUCGAGGGAGGCCGAGAGGCAGUGAUGAGCUUAGUGGAAUCUUGGGAAAGGAAAGAGUUGCAAUGGGUGGUAAACCAGAUGCAGGAAGGAAAGGAUGGGGGUCAGGAAGGGGAGGAGUUUCUCUAUGUCCAAUCAUACGAAGGGCUCUUUCGGAAAAUCGGAUUGUUGUUGGUAGGAAACAAACAACCUACGAAAGUCAGUAUUAAAUCAAGAGAAGAAGUCGAAAGAAAAGAGAAGAUGGAGUUCGGUGACGAAAAUGACAGCGGGGCAAUCAACAGGCCUACCGGAGGGAAGGGAGCAGGACCAAGCCAAGGGAGGAGAGCGGCAAAGAGAAAGUUGAAUAUAGGACUCAUUGGUGGCCCAGUGGUAGGCAGGGGAGGAAGGAAAUGCUUGUGUAGGAAACCCUCACCCCUCCGCGAAGAAGAAGGUAUAGAAAUCUCGUCUGACAGUGAGAGAGGGAAGGAAAAGGCAGAAGUGGAAGAAGGAGGCAAUGCAGAAAUGGGAAAUAAGGUUCAGAUCUCUAACGAGGGAGGGGUCAACAGGGGCAAGCGAUAUGAGGCUUGGCAUGAGGAAAGCGAGGGGGGACAAGACAUGCGCGACGAAUAUGAGGAAGGUGAGGAAAGAAGGGAGAACCCGUUUGAAGGACGAAGCGGACACGACAGUUGCGAGGGGUAUGGGACGGGGACAGAGAUUCCUUUUACCUACGAUCCAAAGAACCUUGCGGGUGAAUAUAGCCCCAUACAGACAGAAGACGAGGAGGACAAGGAGAAAGAUGUGCGAGAAGUCAUAGAAAUCAGCAACGGGGAUGAGAGGGAUGAGAUCUUGAGGCCUAGGGAAGAAGGGCUGCCUUCGAUGCACCAGCCGGACGACGGGGCUUUCAGAUGGGAGGACGAGUUUGGGCCAAUGCCCAGUCAUUGGUUUCAGCAAUGGACCAAUGUGAUCAGACACGAAUGGAUUAUCAAGACUCGGGAACUCGCAAGGGCAGGAGUGGAAGCCACACCGCUGGAUUUUUUUGACGAGGCAGAGUUACGGAAAAUUGUGAGGAUGAGAAGAGAAAUCGAGACCUACAGCCUGGGGAUUAGAAGGCUGGAUGUGGACAAAAUACCUAUGAUCCGCAUCCAUACUGUGCCACACGAGCCUUGGAACAUGAAAGGGGCGCGAUAUCCUAAUCCUGACGAGAUGAAGAAGGUGGUGGAUUACCUCGACGGCAAGAUAUGUACGCACGUCGCCGAUUAUUCGAGUGGGCUGUAUGCGUCCCCGUGGUUCUGCUUCAUCAAACCUAACGGGACGCUGCGGUGGGUGCAUGAUUUGCAAAGGCUGAAUGCGGUAACCGUGCGGGAUGCUGGAGGACUGCCAAAUGCAGAUGCUCUGUCAGAAUCCUGUGCUGGAAGACCUAUAAUCUCACUUAUAGACCUGUACUCAAGAUAUGAUCAGUUUCCAGUCUACCCGCCGGAUAGGCCGGUGACGGCUAUGCACACUCCACGAGGAUUAAUCCACAUGAACGUGGCCCCACAAGGGUGGACCAACGCGGUAGCAAUGGUCCAACGGACCAUGAUUCGUGUUAUGCAGUCAGUCGGCCCUCAUAUCACACAGCCAUACAUCGAUGAUUUGGCAGUGAAGGGGCCGACAGUGAAGGAGAGUGACGAAGUCUCGCCAGGGGUAAGGCGCUUUGUUUGGAAGCACAUCCAGGACCUCGAUAAGGUCCUGAGCCUGCUCGAGGAGCAUAACCUCACGGCGAGCGGGGCAAAAUCCAGACACUGCAUGAGGGAAGCAAUUAUCUUGGGGUUCGUCUGCAGCGAGAAGGGCCGAAGGCCGGAUGCGAAGAAGACGGACAAGAUUACUGAGUGGCCAGUUCCUUUCCACUCAAUAACUGAUGUCAGGAGCUUCCUUGGAGAAGUGGUAGAGAAUACGCCCCCAGUUGAUGGAUUCCUGGAUCAGGAGGAAGAUGUCCGUCUCCAUAUCAACAAGUGGUCGUCGCGGGUGCCUAGCUGUGUGGGCUAUCCUAUUUGGCAAGCGCCGAGUGGAUACGAAAGGAGGGCAGAGUUAGACCUCAAACUCUUUGAAGAAGAAGAUCCUUGGGGAGGUAAGGACGUUCAAUGGAUGAUGGAGCUAGCGUUGGCCAGUUCGCAUAGUCUGGUGGAAGACAUGAGGACGAUCGAGGAAGGACCAGGCCAGGUAGAACGGCAUGAGGAUCUGAUGGGAGGAAUGUAUCUCCUCGUCAACACUCUAUCGCAGGAAAGUCUCGACCACUCAGGCUCGUUGAACCUGGCAGGGAAUGUGGACGAAGUGCCCGAGAGCCAGGACGACGAGUUCGAGGAGGGAGAGAUUAAGGAGGCCUUUCGAGCGGAGGAGUGUGAUGGGAUCUAUCUAGAGCUGGGGCUUCUCUUGUCUUGCGAGAUGCGGCUAAGGGAUGCAAGCGAUAGGGCUCAGAGGAUGCUGCAGCGCUACUUAGUGCGAGAUGGCCACCUCUUCGUAAGAAGAGAAGUGGGGAAUCCUAGGAGAGUCGUCUGCGGUAGGAACCGCCAGAUUGACGUCGUAGCAACACUUCAUGAUGGCAUUGCAGGAAGGCAUCGAGGGGUACAAGCCACGUAUGCCAAGAUAAGUGAGUUGUACUACUGGGAUGGGAUGAUGAAUAUGGUCGGGAAAUUCUGUCGAUCCUGCGUACCCUGUCAGGAAAGAUCCCGUUUAAGGCAAGGAGAUCCACUGCAUCCAAGGCUAGAGCGAGAGGUGGGGGCUGUAGUGCAUCUCGAUCUGCUUUUUAUGCCGCUUGGGGAUCAGAGUUAUAACUAUAUCUUCGAUGCGCGCGAUAACCUGUCUGGGUUCGUAGACGGGCAUGCUAUUCGCACAAAGACCGGGUCAGUCCUGGUGAGAUGCAUCGAGGAGUAUUACCUGCGCUAUCCUUUCGUCAGGGAAUUCGUAAUGGAUAGGGGAUCAGAGUUUACCUGCCAGGAGGUGCAAGAAUUGUUAUCAAGGUAUGGUGUAGCAGCCAACUACACCACGGCCGCGCACCCCGAGGCAAAUGCUCCCGUGGAGAGAGGACAUAAUACCAUUACGAGCCUCCUGGCUAAGUGGACCGAAGGUAGGCCUAAUCAAUGGCCAAGGUACCUAAGGGCGGCGUUUUUUGUCGAGAACAUUACAGUAAAAAGAUCCACCAAGUAUGCACCGGCGACGCUGUGGUAUGGAAGGCACGCCACCUUCCCUAUCGAAAGCUUACUUAAGACAUGGAGGUGCCAGGAUCUGGAAGUUAACCUUUCAUUUGAAGAGUUGCUCGAUAUCCGGGCGCGGCAGAUAGGGGCAAUAGAAGAAAGGAUCCAGGAGGCGUCUGAUCAGGUGGCGAGAAGCCGUAUGGAUGAUAAGGCUCGAUGGGAUCAGUCUACGCGAGUGAGGAAAGUACCCUUGGCUGUUGGGGAUGUCAUGCUUCUCUACGAUUCAUCGCUGGAAAAGCAAUGGUUCAGGAAACUCGAUAAGAGGUGGUCUGACUUUACGAAGACAGCCAUGCCAAGAGGAAGGAAGGGGACACGGCUGCCUCAGAGGCCGUUGGGAGCAUCAGGAGGAUAUGAGCGACAUGGGCCUCGCCAUCGAGAGAGUACUCCGGUGUACGAUGAUGGGGACAUCAAGCUAUUCCAAAACAGUUUCUGGGAUCAUGCGAGGUGUAUGGGCUGGACCGUGACCCAGGCGAUUGAGAGACUGAGGGGAGCAGGCAAAUUCGAGGAGCCCGUCGCGUGGAUCCGUAGAGAGGCGAAGACGAGAUCAGAGGUGGAGUGGAGGAUGCAGGAGCUGCAACCCUCGCCUGUGGGACCUGAUGGCAGGCCGAUCCGCCUGGAGGUUGGAAAUACGUCGGAUUUCAUCCCCGCGUUUGAGUGGUUCAUGCAGGGGCUGGUGGAGUUCCAUCGGUUUGUCGAGGGUGGAUUGAAGAGGUCGCCAGCAUGCACACAGGAGGAGCCGCCAACGUCUGAGGAGCUUUUGAGGGAGUUGGAGGCGCAUUUGUAUAUCUCUCAGUGGAGAGCGUCGCCUCGGGGUGAGGAGCAUGGACCUCAAACGCCAGCGGUGGGGUUGAGACUCGGGGAUGCACCGGGAAGCACUCGCCAGGGAGGGGAGAGGUUGCAGAGAGAUGAGGCCCCAUUACCUUCAUCGGAAAAGGCUUCUUCGCUAGAAGAGGGAGCAGAAAGGAGGAGAGAGAGGGCAGCUGUAAGGAGAGAGGCCUUGACCCUGAUUGAUAGACACCUAGCAUCUCAUGCCCUGGAGUACCCAGACCUGGAAGAGCUAGCACCUGCAGAGCCGCGCCAGGAGCCGUGCCAGCCCGAGAAGGAGAUGGAGGCAGAGAUCCCGAAGAGGGUUGACCUCCGCACGAGGGAAAGGGCGCCAGCUGGAGAGACAGCAGAGGAAAAGAGGGCGAGAAGAACCAGGAGGAUAGACGAGAAAUGGCAAGAGAGGCAGAGGUUGGAGGCAGCAGGGGAGAUUCCGGAGCAGCAGCAGGAGAGGCAGAGAUCGGAGGCAGCAGGAGCACUCCCAGGUCAGCCACCCAGCGCGCCAGCUAGGGCCCCGGAGAUCCCUGAGAUGUGGAGGGACUUCUGGGAGCAAAGAGGAGAGGAGAUUCCUUCGCCAGUCAGAGUCGGGCUUGGGGUGGCAAGGAAGGCAGAAGAAAGGUUGGAUCGCAAGAUCAAUUUCCUGGCCAAGACAACUUUUGACCGGCACUUGUUGUUCGAAAGCGAUCUGGCAGGGAAGAAGAUAAAGGAAGCCGGCCAUGGAGUACGCCUGGAGGCUAUGGAGGUAGAAAUCCAGGAACUCAGGGCAUUGGUGGCCAGCCAGGCAGCUAUCAUCGAGAGCCUGAGGCAGCAAACCCAGGGAAGGGUGGACAAGCCAGAGAGCAGCCGGCAGGGAGAGCAGAGGCAGCCAGGACAUGGUUUGCCAGGACAGCCAUCUGUAGCAGAGACUCGCCAGGAGCCACCUAUGGGGAGAGUUAUCCUAGAACCAGAGGAGGCGAGAGCCCAGAGGGAAGAAGAGAGAGAGGCCUUCGAGUUUAGAGCCCCUACUGAGCUCGCGACGCUACCGAUAGCAGCGCACCCAGUCAUACCUUUGGCAGUUGAGGAGGGGCUACCACCAUCCAGCAGUGAGCCGGCUCAGGGCUCGACAAAGGGAUCUAUGAACGUGCUCAUUGAGGCAGUGCACUCGAUGCAGGAGGAGGCGAGUUUGUUUUCGCCUGAGCAAAGGAUAGAGGAGCCUCUCGAGAGAGAGAUGGGGAUUGAGGCUGAGGGUGUCAUCGAGGGCGGGCUCCAGAGAUUGGGCACGCCCGAGUAUGGGCCAGAGGGGAUUGAGGACCGACCUAGACCAAGUACUCAGGAGGUGGAGACACGAGAGGAGCCCUUGGAUAUGCCUUAGAGCCAUGAGUUGAGCAAGGAGGCCAGCGAAGCACCAUUAUCGCCAGGAUCUCAAAGAGGAAAGAAGAGGUUCAGAAAGUGGUUCGAUA
Chara braunii is the source of this 7712-nucleotide messenger RNA. The record is from the annotation of a GenBank genome assembly. NCBI's taxonomy places the organism in Eukaryota, Viridiplantae, Streptophyta, Charophyceae, Charales, Characeae.